ACCCUUGCCUAAAGGAUGGACAGUGAAGUGAUUCCCAAUGAUGAAUGUAAUGUCGAUAAUGCAACUUCACCAACUGUGGAUCCUAAGUUGCCGAAUGGUGAAGGUAUGCAGACAGAAAGCAUUGAUGCGUCAAAAGUCCAAGAAAACGAUGGUUGCUCGUUUAUAGAAGAGGAGAGAAAUGCGGUAAUUGCUGCUGCUGUUGCCGACUUUGAUGCAGAUGACCAGUGCGAAGAGAAUGAUGGUGAUGACGAUACAGUCAAUGUCAUUAUAAAGCCUUCCAGUAAAACAGGGAUUUACAAAACCGGCGCAGCUUACCAAGCGCGAUCAGUCGCUCACACAACCCAACAUCAGAAAGUCGCUCGUCAAGGUGUAGAAUUGGAUGAUCCAGGAAAUAUUAAUGGAAUCCCAACUGUCGAGUACAAUCUUUCCACAUUAGGAGAUGAAGAAAAACCAUGGAAGCGACCCGGAGCCGAUAUAACAGACUACUUUAAUUAUGGAUUUACUGAAGAAACGUGGAUCCAGUAUUGCGAGAAACAGAAGAUCUUGAGACAGGAAUAUGCAAACACAACACUGAAGCCUGUUUUAAGUAGUGGGGGUGCCAAUUUGUUACAGCGGAUUCGUUCUGGCACAGUUUCUUCCAAUACCCGUUCAUUUGAUGGUUCUAAACAAGCUAGUAUCAAUGUAAUAAAUCUGAGUGGUCCUGGAUUAAACAUGCGAUAUUUAAAUUCUAUUUCCAGCUCUAAAUCCGGAAAUUCGCCAUCUGAUGUCUCAAAUCGUCUCUUAAAUGGAACCGCAAAUAAUUCUUCAAACUUACUCAGUCAAUUCAACCAACCACCACCUGGCUAUUUAGGUGGAACUCAACAAACGAAUGGAAAUACAACUGGUACUGGUGUUUUUAACAUACCUCCUCCAGGUUUUGGAACAUUAACACCUGGAAACAAUUCACAAGUCCUAAAUGCUACAAAUCCCGCUGCUGCUGCAGCCGCUGCUUUAUUUCCUAACCUUGCAGUUCCUCCUCCUGUUGUGAACAAUCUAACCGGAUGGCCUACUGGAAAUAUGGCACUAUCUAGUCUGAUCGCAUCUGGUGAUGCUAUUAUUGAUCCUACUACUGGUCAAAUUAGUGGUAUCAUUGAUCAUGGAGAUCGUAGCCCAGGUUCAAUGUACUCUAAUGAGGAUCCUAUGUCUCGACGCGGACGGCGUCAUUACCAUCCAGACGAAAUUAGUUAUUACGAAAGUGUCGGUUGCUAUGUCAAGCCCACACAGCUUAUUCUAGCCUCCGAACAGGCUAAUUUAUUCAUUCUUCUUGAGUCACAUUUUGACCAUGAUAAUUCGCUUAUCAACCUUGACUGUUUUUAUAGAAGGCUAUCGAUCACGUCGUCGUAGUCGUUCAAGUAGCAGGGAACGUUAUCAUUCUCGGCACCGUCGCCAUCGUGAUUCAUCAAGAUCUGGAAGAGAAUAUGAACACCGUAGAGGAACAUCACAUCAUUCUCGCCGUUCACGCGAAGACCGUUACUCUGGAGGGGUUGUUGGUACAGAGGAACACGCGUCUACCGAAGCUCCUUCACCAAAUCCAUCUGGCGUUGGAUCACAUCGAGGUAGUGGGCGACGAAGUGAUCGCGAUCGACCUGGUCGAGACCGAAGCCGUGAAAGAGAUCGUAGUAGGCAUAGAAGUGAACGUCGGGAUCAUGAACGGUCAGUUCGCCCUUCUAGACAGAGCGACCGUCGUUCAUCACGUCGCAAAGAGCAACCUUCCCCACCAAGACCCCCUGUUACUUCAGAUAAACAACCAACUACCAAACCUGAUCCUCUUUCGGCUGCCGCAGCAGCAGCUGCCAACAUUGCCGCUGCCUUGGGAGCUACAAACUCCAGCGGCAAAGCUUCUUGACAAGCCAUUUAUUUCUUUGGACAGAUAUUGCUGCACUGUACAGUUUUUUUAUUUUAAAUGAAUAUGUUUUUCAAACGU
Molecule: messenger RNA, 1963 nt
Organism: Schistosoma margrebowiei
Lineage: Eukaryota; Metazoa; Platyhelminthes; Trematoda; Strigeidida; Schistosomatidae
Source: the annotation of a GenBank genome assembly